This is a messenger RNA of Trypanosoma theileri, 231 nucleotides long. RefSeq lists its product as uncharacterized. Lineage: Eukaryota; Euglenozoa; Kinetoplastea; Trypanosomatida; Trypanosomatidae. The record is from RefSeq and is a predicted model, not a curated record. The annotation marks the transcript as partial. The transcript has a single exon.
AUGGCCCGACAGUCUCUUUACGCUAUGGAAUUAGCCACAAGAAGUGAGGACUGUGAAUGGGAAUGGUGUGUGCAGUCACACUUCAAAGGAUGUGCAUACACUGGCAGUGACCCACAUCUACACCAACAACAGAAUCAACAACAACAACAACAACCGGAACCGUUGCUACUGAGUAUGAAAGAGCAGCGGUGUCGAGAUGCAAUGUUGCGUGAGAUUGAGCGACUCACACGC